AUGACCCGGCUGCUGCUGGAGUACGGCUCGGAUGUGAAUGCGAGCAGCUGCACGGCCGACAUGGCUCUGCACAUUGCGGUCCAGCGGGGCCGCCUGGACUGCGCCAUGGUCCUGCUGACACACGGCGCCCACACCAACGCCCGGGGACGCGAUGGCAACACACCGCUGCACCUGGCCAUGAAGCAUGACCACCUGGAUAUGAUCAAAGCAAUCAUUGUCUUUGGAGGAGAUGUUGAGGUCCCGAAUGAUUUUGGGGAGACACCAGGAUUGUUGGCAGCCAGGAGCAGCAAAGGUGCAAACCGGAAAGUGCUCUUAGACCUGCUGCAAACUGUAGGGACCGAACGCUGCCACCCACCUCCCAACACUGACUCCCCAGGCCUGGAAUCAUCUGCUGUCUCCUUCCUGGAAGGCCAGCCUUCCUCACGGAGCAACCUCAACAGCUUAGGUAAAGCCUUCCCUGGCCCUCCCUCACUCUUCUCCCUUCUUGCUUCACAGUGCUGUCUCAGAUCUCUUCUUCAGAUGAGCCAUGCUCUGGGAAUU
Cyanistes caeruleus (blue tit) is the source of this 540-nucleotide messenger RNA. Lineage: Eukaryota; Metazoa; Chordata; Aves; Passeriformes; Paridae. The record is from RefSeq and is a predicted model, not a curated record.